AUGGUUGUUCAAAAUCCAAACAAUUGGCACUGGGUUGAUAAGAAUUGUAUCGAUUGGGCCCGUGCAUAUUUUGUUGAAAAAUUAGGGUCCAUUUCUGCCGAAGAUGUAGAGAGCAAGAUUAAUGUUAAAAUCACCACUGUGAAGUCAUUGAAGGGUGAUUGUGAAGUUUGCCAGCGUAAAGGUAAAGUCAUCUCACUUUUUGAUAUGGCGCUAGAAGCCAACUAUGAAUCAAGCUCUGGCCACAAGGGAGUUAUUACUGUUCCUGAGAUCAUGUACGACACAGAACCUGACGAGUAUCAGUUUAAUUUGGAUGACCGUGUUGAUGAACCAACUAGAGUCUUGAUCAGAAGCAAGAUUGUACCUCAGAUUAGAGAAGUCUUGAAGGAUUUUGGUCCGACUUUGAUCAAUGUCCACGGAUCUGACAUUCAAGUUAGUGAAAGCCAGGUUAUGUCGACUUUCACAAAGGGAAACCAGAACCUAACGUAUAUGAAGCCAGUGGUGAAGGAGAAAACAACCUUUAACAAGGGUGAAUCGGAAACAAAAGAAAAGAAGUCAAGCCCACUGCCUGAAUACGCACAAAAAUACAAUAUUUCUUCUUUGCACUUGAGUUCGGAAUUCAACACUUCAGCCGAACAAUUAUACAUAACAUUGUUAGAUCCCCAAAGGGUUUCGCUUUGGACAAGGUCCCCACCUGGAGGUAUUGAGCCAAAAGUUGGGGCUGAGUUCAAACUUUUUGGUGGCGGUGUUGAGGGCAAGAUCCUCAGAUUGGUUAAGAACAAAGAGAUUGAGAUGUUAUGGAGGUUGAGUAGCUGGAAAGAAGGUCAUUACGUGAAAAUCUUGUUCAAGCUUAACCAGGGGCAGAAUGAAACCUCAAUGGAUGUAGACAUGAAUGGAGUUCCGAUUGGUGAAGAGGAGCUAGUGGAAGGUAACUUCAAAGAUAAAUAUUUCAGAGCAAUCAAGUUGACCUUUGGGUUUGGUGCGGUGUUAUAA
Molecule: messenger RNA, 990 nt
Organism: Pichia membranifaciens NRRL Y-2026
Lineage: Eukaryota; Fungi; Ascomycota; Pichiomycetes; Pichiales; Pichiaceae
Exons: 1
Coding region: 1-990 (329 amino acids)
Biological process (GO): positive regulation of ATP-dependent activity; protein folding
Cellular component (GO): cytosol
Molecular function (GO): protein-folding chaperone binding; ATPase activator activity
Source: RefSeq, a predicted model, not a curated record